AUGUCAUCCACACUCUCUAGCAAUCUCCUUUCCAUCACCGUCUCUCAUCCACUGAGCCACCAGCACCAGCCACCCUCCUUCCACGUCUUCGCCAUAAUCACCCCCCAGGCCAAUCGCCAAUUCGAUCCGUCCCCGCCUACUUUCGUAGGAUCCCCGCCGGGAAAGAGCCCGGCUAGCAGAGAGGAACUGGAAAAGGAGCUCAUCUUUUCAAGGCCGGGCGCUCUCAUCUCCGCUCUUCGUUUUUCCCCAGGUUCUCGUGCACCGUCGUCAGCACCCAUCCCUCACCAGGACAUCAUCAUCCGUCACAUCGACCACGUCCCUUUCCCCCUUCUUCAGAUCUGGAUGAUCGACGGCCGGUACUCAAUCCACCUUAGCGGAAGUGACCUAUUCAGGAUCAGUAGACCGGCCCGUCGACGCCGCAUAGCACAGGAUGAGAACUCGUCUAGCACGACUCAAACACGUAGGUCAAACCUCGAGUCCGAGGCUGAUGUUUCGUUUGCGGGUCGCAGUCCGAUGUCGACGUCGACGGGAAAGGACUCGUCUUGGGUGCACUUGAAGAACUUUGUAGAACCUGCCGGUCGCCUCCCCUGUACCACGGAAUUCGAGCUCCGCUCUUUUCAUCGACCCGCCGAAGGUCUCCUCCAGCAUUGCGGUCGGAUUCACGCAGGUCACGUGUUGCAUCGGUGGAGAGGGCACCUCGACUCGGGAGUCGUAUUCAUGGGAUUCUUCGUUCUUCGUUCUUCGUUCUUCGUUCCGAGGGCCCGGGGGGGUUAGGGGAGGCAUCAAAUCAUAUCACAUCAAUGGUUACCCGGGCUCCUCCCAUUUUCCGAAUCGUCGGUCGACGACCUUGUAUAUCCAUAGACACCAUAUCGCAAGAGUCCCGUAGAGAUGAAGGAUUCGGCUUAACUUUCAGAUUCCGACCGUUGUUCCCCUAUUUCCGAUUUGCCCAGGAAUGUCCGUCCCCUUCCAACGUAUCCUUAUACUCGCCGGUGCCGUUAAAUCUAUCUCAAAAUCCGAUCGAUCUCUAUCAUUCCGAUGAUCAUACAUCCGGCCCACUCCUCUCUCCCGAUCCGAUAUUGGCGAGGCGCUCCUCGU
Filobasidium floriforme is the source of this 1095-nucleotide messenger RNA. RefSeq lists its product as uncharacterized. NCBI's taxonomy places the organism in Eukaryota, Fungi, Basidiomycota, Tremellomycetes, Filobasidiales, Filobasidiaceae. The record is from RefSeq and is a predicted model, not a curated record. The transcript is spliced from 7 exons. The coding region runs from base 1 to 774 and encodes 257 amino acids.